AUGGGUAAGAUGAUUGGAGCAUUCGCUCUUGCCGGGAUCGGGUAUCAGCAGAUGUGGGAGCCAACGGAGAGCAUGCUGCAGAUCUGUGAAGAGAGUGGCCGAGACCUCGCCAGGGAGACCCGCAAGGGCAAGGCCAAGCUGCGCAGCACAUCAGCCAAGUCACCACCAGCCAUUUCCCUUGCUCCCUGCUCACCCCUUCCUCGCCUAACUCCCACUUGCUUCCAGCCUGUCUUUCCCCUUCUCCUCUCGCAGCCUAUCGUAUCCCUCUCACGUGUGGGUAAUAAUGAGCCAUAG
This is a messenger RNA of Closterium sp. Naga37s-1, 294 nucleotides long. NCBI's taxonomy places the organism in Eukaryota, Viridiplantae, Streptophyta, Zygnematophyceae, Desmidiales, Closteriaceae. The record is from the annotation of a GenBank genome assembly.